AUGUUACAACAGCAGCAAGAAGGAUAUUCUGUGUCUCGUUCAGAUCAGACACGAGUGAUUUGUAUUUGUGGAUCCACAUCUUCGGGAAAAUCAACAUUGGCCAAGACUCUUUCCAUCCAUUAUGGAGUUGAAACGGUUGGACAAGAUUCAUGUAGAACUAAAACCGUGGAUGAGAUUAAACAGUUGAAAGGCAAUUUUGAAAGUAUAGAAUCGAUUGAUUUCAACAAAUUUAAACAUUCAAUUAGUGAAAUGCUAUCCAAGAAUAGAAAUCAUCCACUUCUCUUUGUCGAAGGAUAUUUAUCGUGCUGUCAACAAGAACUAAUUACACAAUACUUUGAUGCUAUCAUCUUCUUGGAUACUACCGAUGGAGAGGUAGCUAAAAAAAGACGAUGGAUUAGAACAAUUAAGAAAUAUCCAAAUCGAGAGCAUGACUAUGAGGCAUUUUCACAAAAAUUCGACACUCUCAUUUGGAAAUAUUAUUUAAAAUACAGAAAUUUUCAAAUGGAUAAUAUUAUCAAGAGUGGAAAAACAUAUGCUGUGAUUGGGGUCGAUCAUUUGGAAGCUCAUGAAGUAUUCGAUCGAGCAGUGAAAUUUAUUGACCUAGUUCACAAGAAUGAAGAGCACAGUAUUCGAAACGAUGAAAAAUAUUGUCAAGCUCCUGUGUGGUAUGAUUCCAAUAUAGACCAUGCCGCUGCUUUGGAAGAAAACCUAUCAGAUUAA
Messenger RNA from Naegleria lovaniensis, 720 nucleotides. RefSeq lists its product as uncharacterized. NCBI's taxonomy places the organism in Eukaryota, Heterolobosea, Eutetramitea, Acrasida, Naegleriidae. The coding region runs from base 1 to 720 and encodes 239 amino acids. The transcript is spliced from 2 exons. The record is from RefSeq and is a predicted model, not a curated record.